Molecule: messenger RNA, 902 nt
Organism: Brassica oleracea var. oleracea
Lineage: Eukaryota; Viridiplantae; Streptophyta; Magnoliopsida; Brassicales; Brassicaceae
Product: adenylate kinase isoenzyme 6 homolog
Exons: 3
Coding region: 121-669 (182 amino acids)
Cellular component (GO): cytoplasm; nucleus
Molecular function (GO): ATP binding; AMP kinase activity; ATP hydrolysis activity
Source: RefSeq, a predicted model, not a curated record
CUCACACACCUUUAGGCUCGUGAAAAAAACCCUACUCUCCUCUCCUCUUCUUCCCCUUCCAAAUAUUACGCCGGCGGCGAAGCCAAAACUCUUUUAAGGCUAACAGAGAGGAUCGUGAGCAUGGCGGAAGGAGCUAACAACGGGACGAGGCGCCCAAGGCCGAACCUACUAAUCACGGGGACUCCCGGUACCGGUAAAUCGACGACGGCUUCUGCUCUGGCGGAGGCCACGAACUUCCGUUACAUCUGCGUCGGAGAUCUGGUCAAAGAGAAGAACUUGCACGAUGGUUGGGACGAUCAGUUCGAGUGCCACGUCAUUAACGAAGACCUGGUGUGUGAUGAGCUUGAAGAUGUAAUGGAAGGAGGAGGUGUCAUUGUAGAUUACCACGGCUGUGACUUCUUUCCCGAGCGUUGGUUUGAUCGUGUUGUCGUCCUUCAAACUGAGAACUCUGUCUUGUAUGAUCGUUUAACCAAGAGGGGUUAUUCGGGAACCAAGCUUACUAACAACAUCGAGUGCGAGAUCUUCCAAGUCCUGCUCGAAGAAGCUAGAGAUAGUUACCAAGAGGAGAUUGUCAUCGCGCUGCAAAGUGACACAAUCGAAGAUAUCUCUGACAAUGUCGCAAGUUUGACGGAAUGGAUUACCACAUGGCAUUGGCACUGGCAGCCCUGAGAAAUGUUGAUGACAAUGCAUCUUUAAUAUUUUACAAGCUUCGGCUUUUACUAGUUUCUUUUGAUGGGUUCUGUGUCGGCCACGCUUGCAAUUUGUAUACUAAUAUUCUGAAAGACAAUGCAGCUGCCUUUGAUUAAAAGAAAGCUUAUGUUAUCUUCCCCCAUCAUGUUGUAAUGUUCAGAGUGACAUAUGUUGUAUGGUAUUAGUCACUAGUACGUAACUCAGUUUAAUCA